Molecule: messenger RNA, 1517 nt
Organism: Salvelinus fontinalis (brook trout)
Lineage: Eukaryota; Metazoa; Chordata; Actinopteri; Salmoniformes; Salmonidae
Gene: ppih
Product: peptidylprolyl isomerase H (cyclophilin H)
Exons: 9
Coding region: 300-815 (171 amino acids)
Biological process (GO): protein peptidyl-prolyl isomerization; protein folding
Cellular component (GO): intracellular membrane-bounded organelle
Molecular function (GO): peptidyl-prolyl cis-trans isomerase activity
Source: RefSeq, a predicted model, not a curated record
GGCCAAAUGAGGUUUUGGCUUUAGGGAUGAUCAGUGAGAUACACCUGCUGGAGCGCGUGCUACGGGUGGGUGUUGCCAUCGUGACCAGUGAACUGAGAUAAGGCGGCGCUUUACCUAGCAUAGCCUUGCAGAUGACCUGGAGCCAGUGGGUCUGACGACGAACAUGUAGCGCGGGCCAGCCGACUAGAGCAUACAGGUCGCAGUGGUGGGUGGUAUAAGGUGCUUUAGUAACAAAACGGAUGGCACUGUGAUAAACUGCAUCCAGUUUGCUGAGUAGAGUAUUGGAAGCUAUUUUGUAGAUGACAUCGCCGAAGUCGAGGAUCGGUAGGAUAGUCAGUUUUGCUAGGGAAGUUGGGAGAAUGAAGGUAGAACUCUUUGCCGAUGUGGUUCCAAAGACGGCUGAGAACUUUCGGCAGUUCUGCACAGGGGAAUUCAGAAAAGAUGGUGUCCCUAUCGGAUUUAAAGGCUGCACCUUCCACAGGGUGAUAAAGGACUUCAUGAUCCAAGGCGGGGACUUUGUAAAUGGUGAUGGUACAGGUAUCUGCAGCAUCUACAGAGGACCAUUUGCAGAUGAAAACUUUAGAAUGAAGCACUCUGCCCCUGGCCUCCUAUCCAUGGCAAACAGUGGCCCCGGAACCAAUGGCUGUCAGUUUUUCAUUACCUGUACGAAAUGUGACUGGCUAGAUGGAAAGCAUGUGGUCUUCGGGAAAGUGGUCGACGGCUUGCUUGUCAUGAGAAAAAUUGAGAACGUUCCUACCGGCCCAAACAACAAGCCCAAGCUUCCCAUCCUCAUAGCUCAAUGUGGGGAAAUGUGAUUCAACUUACAGAGCAAGUUUCUUUUUUAGGACAGCCACACAACCUCUUUUUGUACUUGAAUAAGUGUGUUCUUCUCCCAUGUUUGCGCUCAAUAGACAUCAACCAAAUUCUGUUUACUUCUGUAAGUUGAGUGGAAGUCAGUUUGCCAGUUUGCCACACAAUUAUGACGUCUCCUAUGAAUAGUAUAGCUAUACAAAUUGCCAACACUUUUGCAUUUCUUGAGUCGGUAAAAUUCAGAGACUGUAAAUCUAGGAUGUAAGACAUCUUGGACAUCAUCUAGACUUGAGCCUCAUUACUCCUUACAAAAAAAUGUUUCAGUUCCAAGUAUCACCAAUCGAUACAUGUCCUAUGUGUAAUUCGAUAACUCACUAGUAAUUGUAUAGACUACUGUAGCUUACUCAAAUGUUUUCUCAAUGCCUAGCUAUGAAUAGCAAUUAUUGGGAAUUCAAUGUUUUGUAUGGAAUCUGUUGCCUUUUUAUAAAUGGAUCAUAUAAAUGUGCUUUUUGGUGCAGCGGUUUUGUUCAGUAGUUGUUUUUCGAAAUGUCAGGUUUUCAAAAAUUAUUUGGUAUCCCCCACCAACAAUGUACGUAAGUAACAAGACAAGAGUUUUCGUAUAGCCUAAACAGAAUAGAUUCCACAUAUGGACAAUAUUGAGGUUUAUCAAUUUGUCAGGUAUAAUAAAUUAACUUCUUUGUCAACUA